This is a messenger RNA of Penicillium subrubescens, 1596 nucleotides long. Its product is annotated as copper fist DNA-binding domain-containing protein. Gene Ontology annotation, cellular component: nucleus. Bases 1 to 1596 code for a protein of 531 amino acids. Lineage: Eukaryota; Fungi; Ascomycota; Eurotiomycetes; Eurotiales; Aspergillaceae. The record is from RefSeq and is a predicted model, not a curated record. The transcript has 3 exons. Gene Ontology annotation, biological process: intracellular copper ion homeostasis; intracellular iron ion homeostasis; positive regulation of transcription by RNA polymerase II. Gene Ontology annotation, molecular function: DNA-binding transcription factor activity, RNA polymerase II-specific; copper ion binding; RNA polymerase II cis-regulatory region sequence-specific DNA binding.
AUGCCUCUCGAUGAAGAAGGUGCCAAGUGGUCUUGCGAGCCUUGCAUUCGCGGCCAUCGAUCUUCAAAAUGCCAGCACUUCGACAGACUCAUGAUGAAAGUGCCUAAAGCGGGUCGGCCACUGGCUAAGUGCCCUCACCCUAAAGGGACUUGCAGCUGCCAAAAGACCUAUGCUUUUAUGGUCCGCAUACCCAAAGGCUCAAGCUGCUUGUGUCGACCGCUUUACAAAGUACCUGCAGGUGCCAGCGAUUCAUCACAAUCUACUCCGGUCUCCAUGCCCUCGGUAUCAUCACCUUCUUCCGGCAAAAUCCAAAAGUCAGGAAGGAGACAGAGCAACAUUCAAGCCACCCCGGAGAACAUCGCCAAGGCCUUAGAGGCCAUGCCUGAGAGUCUCAAACUCGAAGAUGGCACCUCGAACUACCUCGGAAACCUUCCUUCUUAUCAGUCGGAACAAGAUGAUUUUAACGACAACCGCAGUCAUCAAACUACUUCAUUGCCCCAAGGGUCCACCCAAGCUGCGAAUGGAUCCAGCUGCUGCUCCCAGAAGCCGCAAACUCCACCAGUGGCACAAGCAGCAUCACAGGCCACGGGUUCCUGCUGCAGUGGGAAAAAACCGGUCUCCAACUCUGUCGCCGAUGGUGUCGCCAAUAGUCAUGGAUCGAAACCAAAGCAGCCUACAUCAUGGACUGACAUGUCUUACAUGAAUUUCCCUGCGCAACAGAUGCCUUCCUGGCAGAACUCCAUGGCGUCUACACAGGAGAAUUUUAUUCCAUCUUACGCAAUGCAAAAUACUCGGGCUCAGUCAUUCUACAUGAACGGCUACACCCCGAACGUGUCUUCCACACCAUAUUCAAACUCCAUGAAUGGGCUUGGAAUUGCGCCGUCCAACAUGACCACCUUCCCUAUGGACCAUUCUCAAAAUUCCGCUUAUGCAUCCACAACCCUCAGCGGCGACACUAGCCAUGACUGCAGUUGUGGAGAUGAUUGUCAAUGUCUAGGCUGUGCAGCCCAUCCUUUUAACAACACCACGCGUCAACAUGUCCAAGAAAUGGGUGUUAUGAUGACAUUUGACGGAGACGACUCUACCCCCGAGGCCAUGGCUAAUACCUACAAUCCUCCAUCUUUCCAAACAAACGCCGCCACGACUCCAAUAAACUUCUUUAUGCAACAGACACCCGCAAUGGACCAUGGCAUCCACCAAAAUUCCUUCGAGUCGUACUCCGAUCCCAACUCGACUAUGCCUAGAAGCUAUUCCUCUCCUCUGUCGGCGUUCAACCAGCAAUUGAUGCACCCAUCCGAAUACUACACUAUCGAGUAUCCAGUUGGAAUCCCAAGUGCUUGCUCCGACGUAACCGGCAGCUGCCAGUGCGGCAACGACUGCAGCUGCGUCGGUUGUCUCACGCACAGCGGUCACAAUGGCGUAACUUUGGACCCGCCAAUCACAGACGCUUCAGUCGCCAAUCCCACGGAAACUGGCCACUCACCUCACGGAACACCGACUAUGACUGCUGGCAGCCACACUUCCAGAAUUCCAGUCUUGGAAAAUGUGUCGAUGCCUUGUCUCAGCCCACGCACACUUGAAACAUCCAUGAUUUGA